AUGAAGAAACAUUUUGAAGACAAGCACGCUGAUAAAGAAUUACCCACAUUCUCGGACCUUAUAAGGUUUUUGGAAACCGAAAUACGGAUUUUGGAAUCCAGUGCGGAACCACAGGCCGGUACGUCAGCGGGAAGGCGUAGUGGAAGUGGACAGAGCCAUGCGGUAAAGGCUCAUGCGGCAUUUCAGAGUUAUGCGGGUUCGGCGUCGUCGUGUCGACUAUGCGGAAAAAGCGGACACUUCAUUGCUAAGUGUGAAAAAUUCUUGGAGAUGAAACCUGCGGCUAGGAAGCGUCAGGUGGUAUCGCUUAGGUUGUGCUUCAAGUGUUUGAAUGGUCACAACAUUAACCAGUGCACUUAUAACAAGAACUGUUACAAGUGUAAUUCGGCUAAACACCAUUAUUUAUUACAUUUCGAUCUUCCGGCAACUGGUUCAGAUCGUGAACAACGUUUGACGUCAAACAAGUUUACUACAAGUGGGGAGGUUCACAACGCUAGCUCGUCCUCUCCAAGUGCUCCUAUUGUGAGUGCACCUUUUCCCAGCGGCAAUCCAGGAAGUGCGGUCCCUGGAGUCACUGGACUAAUGGCAUCACAGGUCAAUAAACCUAAUAUGUAUCAGCGAAAGGUGCUACUUGCGACGGCAAUAAUAAGAGUACUGGACAGUAGCGGAAGCUUCCAGGAGGCGCGGGCCUUACUGGAUGGAGGAAGCGAGAGUACAUUUAUAUCGGAGUCAUGCGUGCAGAAGUUGGGCUUAAAGCGGUUUAAGCCUGACGCCUCAAUCACAGGACUGAACUGUACUCCUAUAAGCGGUUGCAGGGGAGCAGUUAACUUAACCAUGGCACCUAGGCUGACGGAUCAGCCUGUGCUAGUGACCACAGCUACGGUCUUAAAUAAAAUCACACAUAACCUACCUGAAUAUUCGUUGCCGGCUCAAUUAGCAGAUAAUUAUCGGGGACUGUAUCUUGCGGAUGAACAGUUCUUUGUCAGUCGAGAGAUUGACAUUUUAAUAGGCGAAGAUCUACUUGGUGACAUUGUACUCAGCGGGCGCAUUAAAAUAAAUGAUCACAUUCCACUGAUGACGAAAACGGUGUUCGGCUACGCGUUAUCUGGUCCAGUCACUAUUGCGGCUUCCCCUCAAGUUCCGUGUGCGUCCCAUGUCUUCUUCUGUAGCACAACCACAGAUCGGAUUUUAGAGCGAUUCUGGGAAGUGGAGGACAUUCCAGUUACUAUAGAAAGCCCCAAGGAUCUGGAAUGUGAGAAGAUGUUUAAAGAAACCCAUCGACGGGUUGAAGAGGGCAGAUAUUCGGCACGGUUGCCUUUUUUAUCUGAUGCCCCUGAAAUCGGAAAUACUGUGCCAAUAGCCAUGAAGCGGUUCUUGGCUAUGGAAAGGCGGCUCCUCGUGAACGGAAACGAGGCUUUUAGAAAUAAGUAUGUCGGAUUUAUGCGGGAGUAUUUGGAGACUGGACACAUGUCUUUGUGUAACGGGGAACCACAGGACUAUAGAAGUGGUAGCUAUAUCAUUCCACAUCAUGGAAUUUUUAAGGCGGAUUCGGAUAAAAUUCGUGUUGUUUUUGAUGCUAGCUGCGCAUCAGCGAAUGGAGUCGCCCUAAACGAUUGUUUACAUGCGGGUCCAAAGCUACAGCGAGACAUCGCGGAAAUCAUAUGUAGAUUUAGGCUACAUCGCUAUGUUUUUACAACGGACAUCAGGAUGAUGUUUAGACAGAUUUUGAUUGCUGAGGAGGAUAGGCGGUUCCAGCUCGUUUUCUGGAGGGAGUCCCCAGACUUACCUUUGCUUGUAUAUCGGUUGAAUACCGUAACUUACGGCAUGAAGUCGAGCCCAUACCUCGCGAUUCGGGCGCUAAGACAAUUAGCAUCCGACGAGGAAACGUUUCCUGCAGCGGCACAUCUUCUCCGCUCUUCGGUGUAUAUGGAUGACAUUUUAGGUGGAGCUGACUCCAUAGAAGACGCGAGCAAGUUGAAGCAGGAGCUGACGGACUUACUACGCUCUGGCGGUUUCGAGCUUAGUAAGUGGACGUCAAACAGCAAAGAAGUCUUAAAAGACAUAGAAGAGGAGCAUUUAGAAAAACCUCGGAAGAUAUUUGACAAUUCGGAUGGGCCUAGCUUCUAUAAAAUCCUCGGUGUUCAAUGGGAUUCUAGCAGUGAUAGUUUCUCAUAUCGUACUAGGCUAGACGAUACUAGCGAAUGUACUAAGCGGUCAAUUUUAUCAACAUUAGCUAGGGCUUUUGAUCCUUUGGGAUGGAUCUGUCCGGUCAUUUUUCAGGGUAAGGUUCUCAUGCAGCAACUCUGGUUGAAGAAUUUGUCAUGGGACGCGAAAGCUCCUAAUGACGUGGUUGCGGAAUGGCAAGGUAUUUUGAAAGAAAUGCCCGGAAUUUCAAGUCUACGUAUGGAACGGUUUGUCUUAUUGGACGAAAAGUCUUGUUCUCUGCACGGAUUCUCAGAUGCAUCAGAACUGGGAUAUGGUGCAGCGGUUUAUCUGAGGACUAUGGGACAAGAUGGAAGGGUGAUAGUUAGUUUGAUGAUGGCCAAAUCCCGAGUCUCACCGGUCAAAUCAAAACUAACUAUCCCGAAACUUGAACUUAGCGGUGCUGCGUUGCUAGUCAGACUUUUGAAAUACGUCGUUGCUGCCAUCAGUGAUGACAUGACGAUCGACGGAAUCUUUGGGUGGUGUGACAGCACCAUUGUUCUCUCGUGGUUGAAGAUAUCACCACAUUUGUUGCAGACUUUUGAGGGCAAUCGCGUUUCUCAAAUUCUGAAUUACGGUUUAGACAUAGCCUGGAGACACUUACCUUCAGAAAUGAACCCUGCUGAUGUCGCGAGUCGCGGUUGUCGCGCAUCAGUACUGCUUGAGCACCCUUUAUGGUGGGGUCCUCCUUGGUUGUCAGGUGAUGCGGAAACCUGGCCCAGGAAUAUAAUGGAUAAAGCGGAAGAUCCAUUACCUGGAUUACGGAAGGAAGUACAGCAAGGGCUUAGCGACGGCGCAGCCAAGCAGUCAAUAACAUGGCGGUUCAAUUCUCCAGCGGCGCCACAUUUCGGUGGUCUAUUUGAGGCGACCGUAAAAUCGGCUAAAACAUUAUUGCGGCGUGUCAUAGGUGAACAGGUUUUGACGUUCGACGAAUUGGUAACGGUAUUUACCAGGGUUGAAGCGGUUCUUAAUUGUCGUCCGUUAUGCCCGUUGUCCCAAGAUCCUCAUGAACUGGAGGUCUUGACGCCUGCCCAUCUACUCAUAGGUAGAUCUUUGCUUUCGGUUCCGGAGUACAAUUUUGAGGAUAUGCCAAACUCGCGGUUGAGUCGUUUUAACUUAAUUCAAGCUAUGUCUCAACGCCUGUGGAGAAAAUGGAGUGACCAAUAUCUUCAUUCUCUUCAAAUGCGUAGAAAAUGGACAUCUCCAACUGAUCCGCCUAAGCUGGGCGAUCUUGUUCUUAUAAAGGAGGAAAAUUUACCUCCUCUGAAAUGGAGGUUAGGAAGAAUAGAGGAAUUGCUACCCGGCAAAGACGGUGUUGUUAGGGUAGUGCGUCUUAAAACUUCUACAGGUAGCUUCACGCGGCCGGUUGUUAAAAUUUGUAGGCUUCCUUUGGAAGAUUAA
Cydia strobilella is the source of this 3600-nucleotide messenger RNA. RefSeq lists its product as uncharacterized. NCBI's taxonomy places the organism in Eukaryota, Metazoa, Arthropoda, Insecta, Lepidoptera, Tortricidae. Bases 1 to 3600 code for a protein of 1199 amino acids. The transcript has 2 exons. Gene Ontology annotation, molecular function: nucleic acid binding. The record is from RefSeq and is a predicted model, not a curated record.